AACUAGCGGUCUCCGAGCUAAGCCAUCAUCAUCAUCCACAUCCACAGUCAAGCUCACAGCAACUAUACCCCCAAGUGUUAGCGGUGUACAACGGUGAAAAGAGUUGUUGUUUAGGCUUAAGUCGCUCGCUGAGUCAGAGCCGGAGUUGGCAACUUUUAACGCAGCCAAAGUGCCCGUGCUUUCAACGCAUUUGCCACCCGUGUACAGCUUGUCGACGGAUUACUGCUGCUUUAAUCUCAUCCGCAGCAACCACAGGAGGUGAGGUGAGAGGGUCAAGCAUGAGCUCAUCUAUCGGCAAUAACCUCUCCGAGCUGGACCGGCUGCUUCAGGAGCUCAAUGCGGCCCAGUUUAACUCUCCCCCAUCGCCGCAGAGAGACUGCCUCAUCUCCGCAGACGGAAGCAAAGCCCUCGCCGUCGACUCCAGCCAUGGCUCGGCUCAAGCUCACAGCAUGGACCCCAGAGUGAUGGAAUCGCAAGGCAGAGCGGCCACAGAGGGCCUUCGGGAACACGGCAGUGUUGGCGCCUCGGUGCCACCUCAGCAAGGUCCUCCCUCAUCUGCUCAGAUGUGCAAUGCUGUUCCAGUUCACCAACCUUCCCGAAUGUCUGCUUCCUCCGCCACCAGAGAGCUGGAUGAGCUCAUGGCCUGCCUCUCAGACUUCAAAAUACAGACCAAUUUUUCAGCAACCUCUGAUGAAUGUAUACCAGACGAUCUCUCUCUUCUCAAGACAGACCUCGCGUCCACUGACAAGAUUCUCUCAAACAUGAUAAGCACAUCUCAGCCGAAGAGAAGUAAACUGCAAAUGAAGGGCGUGAGGGGAAAUUCGGGGUCAGACCUGACCCUCUCUGCUAUGACUAAUGGUCUUCACUUAAAGGUCGACGUGCCAGACAUGCCAUCCACCUCUCCCAAUCUCUCCUCUCGAUCUUCAAGCCCCCUUGAAGUUCUCUGCAUUAACGAAGAGGCCCUAUCACUUGACCUUUCAACCUCUGACAUAAAUAGCUCAUCACCUGUGAAUGCAUUUCCUCUUACCCUCAAUAAAACUAAAGACAUAUAUAAUGGACAUAAUGAGAGCUCAGUGUACACUAUGCAAGGGAAGGAGAUUCAGUGGGUCGCUCAAAAGAAAGCCCUCUCAAAACAAUUGGAUCGUAAAGAGCCACAGAAGGCGAAGGAAACCAAUCGUGGUGAUGUCAUUUGUGAUGUGCAGUCAAAAAAGAGCUCGCAAAAUGAGCUCGUGUUGUCAUUGACAGCUUGGGAACAUCCCCUAAAUUCAAAAAGCAUGGACCCAGCAAAGCCAAAUGUUCCAUACACUAUCAAAACAGAUCAAUCGUCAAGACAAUAUUUUGCUGAGAAGACAGCUGAACAAGGCAUCGAAAUGCUUUCCAAUAAAAUACUAGAGUCAUCAGGUAUUGUUGGCCCAGGGAAUAAGAUUCAUAGUUUUACCGAUUCCAUAACCGCUGGAAAUAAAUGGCAGCAAAGCUUACAAGAAAGCGAAACUGCAGCAAUAUUACACAUUUCAGAUACCACAGUGACAAAGUGUUUGUCUUUUGAACAAUUGGAAGACAAAAGUUCUGCACUUGCAAAGCUCCUGAAUCCUGGUGGUUCUACAUCCAACAUCCCUCCACUAUCAGAGUCUCAAUCCAGCAUGGUUACACAGAACCCGGGGCCUACAUUGACUGGUUUCAACCAAAUAUCGGCAGUACCAUCAGAAGGUGGUGCUAAUUCCCCGGCUAAGGCUGAGUCACAAAUAGUUUUCUCAGAAUUUCCAAAAAUGUACGUAAAUAAAAAUAGUGCUUCAACUGGAGAUGUGGCCCUCUUUAAAGCAACAAAUACUAGCUCUUUGUCAAUGAUUCCAGAGCCAGCUACGGCGCUGGCUGAACUCUCGCAGGUGAAAAUUAACGAGCCACCAGAGAAAACAGCGGAGAUCCCUGCAAUGUCGUCUCUGCACAGUUUCACGUCGAAUGCCGUAAGCGGAUCCACAAGGAACGACCGCGCUCUCUGUGACGAAACCAAGAGAAAGGGCCAAAGUAUCAAGUCUACCGUCAGUUUCGCUGGAAGCACAUUCUCCAUACAAAAUGGAUGUCCCACAUGCUCAGGUCUUGAAAACGCUCUGCACCGAGUCAAAAAAUGUUUUUCCAUCUCCAGUGGACGCCAUUAACAUUGGAGGAGAGGUUUGUUCGAUUAUAGAUGGCAAAGCUGAUAUUCCAGGCACUGCGGGGAACACAAGAAAGGAUGAAAAGGAGAAUAUUCUUUAUGAUUCUGGGCAUGAGGCAGCAGGAGAUGCUAUGGUGAUCAAAUCCGAGUCCUUUGAUUUUCCUCCAACUCUGCCACCCGAGGGCAUCAAGAAGGUUUCUGCAUCUCGGCAGGCACGCUGCUGGCUCCCUUUCAUUGGCACUCAUGGGCUCGUAAUGGCUGUGCAUUCGUCUGACUUUCACCGCAUGCCUGUUGUGAGCCUGCAGGCUGUGAGCACUUUACUAAAAUGUUUACUCAUGUCUCCUGUGUGAACUCCAACAUUCUCCUUAUAUUUAAAUGAUCAAUGUUUUGAACAAUCUCACUUUUAACCUUUUAUAUACAUAAUUAUUCAACUUUUUUUAGGUACGAUUCAUUAAUCCUCAUUAUUUUGCAAUUCAUAUUGCAUUUUGAUUAAGGGUGAUUGGCAGUUCAGCUGCUUUGAAACCCAUUAUUUUCGAAACACAGUAAUACAAAUGGCAUGGCUUUCUACUAACACAGAUUUGGGCCUGAUUACAAAGCAUAAUUUCUAUGCAUUUACAUUUCACUUUUCCACCACAAGCACCUUAUAUUUACAAAUGAGUUGAUGUUUUGUUGUCACUUUACUUUCACUACCUGCAACUUUCUCGCUGUUUUUUCUUCUUCCUAUUCUCGAUACUCGUACAGAUUAAGUUUGUUAUUAAGAGAACCAAAGAGACCACCAAUAUUCAUCCAAUGUACAAUGGUAAGCUACCCAGAAGGCGCAUGGGACCUGUGAUCUACAAUAAGUCGAUGAAACAGGACAAAGUCAUACAGGAGCUGCAGAGCAGGCUGGGCAUCUUCAAGAAGGAAGGGGAAGAAGCCAAGAAACCGGUGGACGAGUGGCUCACCGAGGGGGUUAUCGUUAUGUCUGAACCUAUAUUGGAACAAAAG
Messenger RNA from Lethenteron reissneri (Far Eastern brook lamprey), 3136 nucleotides. It is a transcript of the gene PXN, whose product is annotated as paxillin. Lineage: Eukaryota; Metazoa; Chordata; Hyperoartia; Petromyzontiformes; Petromyzontidae. The record is from RefSeq and is a predicted model, not a curated record.